GCUUCUAAAAUGGAAACGUACAAGACCGCACGUGAACUUUUCACUGAAGCAGUUAGAGCAAUCCUAGAAACUUGGCCCGUGUUGCAGAUAGCAGUUGAUAAUGGGUUUGGAGGUGUGUACAGCCAGCAGAAGGCAGACUGGAUGGUGGAUGUGCUCCAGCAAUAUUUUUACGACAACGCAAUCUUGCAGCAAGAUGAGGUUGAGGACUACAUAGCAGACUUGAUGGAUAAUGAAUUUGAUACAGUGGUGGAUGAUGGCAGUUUAUCUCAGGUGGCACAGACCAUUAGCCAGAUCUUCACACAGUGUCAACAAGGAAAGUUUGCAGACGUCAAGGAAAAGAUAUCUAUGUUGAAUCAGAAGAGUGCAGAACGAGCCAAGGUUACACCUCAACCAAAUGUUGCUGAUGAGGAAUGCGAGGAUGACGAAAAAGAGUCAAUGGAGUGUGAGACAGCAGUUUUAACAAAUGCCUCAAGUACAGCAACCAAAAAGAAAGAACCUACAUCCCAGUCUCAAGAGGAAAAUGAUGGCUGGACAACAGUGGUGCGCAAGAAGUGACAUUACUGUAACAGCCUAGGUAAAGAUGUCUGAACUCUUUCUGCAGUUGUUUCUUUGCUGGCUUAAAAUAUUAUCCCAAAGUUAUUUGGUUAUGUUUUUCAUAUAUACACAACCUUCACAUUUUCAGAAUUAAGGAUUUGCUGUUUUUGUUCAGCCUAUUAUUAUUGGUUUUUACAAUUUCAUCUGUGAGUAAUAUGGAAUAAUAUUCUACUAACUUCUCAAGUCUUUGCUAUUGUUUUAGUCAGUUGCUGUUAUGCAGUCAAUUACACUUUCGCUGUAACAUGAUUGCAAAGAUUUCAAUGUUUAGCUGAGUUUUUUUAUGAAGUGACAUGGAAAGGGCAAAGAAAUACUUACUGCAGUUAAAUUGUGAUUAAUUAAACUUUGAGAUGCAAUAAAGCUCCUGUAAGGUUUUAACA
Molecule: messenger RNA, 971 nt
Organism: Esox lucius (northern pike)
Lineage: Eukaryota; Metazoa; Chordata; Actinopteri; Esociformes; Esocidae
Gene: tsr2
Product: TSR2 ribosome maturation factor
Biological process (GO): maturation of SSU-rRNA from tricistronic rRNA transcript (SSU-rRNA, 5.8S rRNA, LSU-rRNA)
Cellular component (GO): nucleus
Source: RefSeq, marked provisional